AUGGCGCCGGUGUCUGAUAGCAAAUAUUUUCCCUCCCUGGGAGAGUGCUUGUCUGGGGAGCGAGUGCUUUUAUCUUGGAGGCAUGUUGCUACAGCUUUAGCCGACGACUCCGGAAGAAGGCAAAGAAGCACCGAGGUCGUUAAUUUCUUGUCCGAUGAUUAUGUCCACGCGCUCUUGAAAGAUCCCUCUGCUGCGUUUGCGCCACCCAGUGAGGCUGCAAGGAAGGACUUCGAAACAAAAACGGCGCCAAUCAACGUGACUUCAGCGUCGACAGAACGAUACGACAUCAAUUUGCUCAAGCAAGAUGCGGAAUGGCUGAGCAGGAGCGCAAAACUUAAUUUGGUUGCUUCAUUGCGAAUUGCUGCACUAGAAGUGCAAUCGAGACCCAAUCGCCAUCUUCUUGGACCUUUGUCAUCUCAGGACGCAACAAAUCUUCAGGAAGCCGCAGGCCUUCAGAAUGGACGAGGUGCAACCUUCAUGUCAGACUUUGGAGCUGGCAACGCUCAAGAUGCUGAUGAGAUAUCCGCCGAAUUUGAUGCCGCCGAAUCGAGAAAGCGCCGGCUUUUCAGCAUGUUCCUGACUGAGCGAAGAUAUUUCAUCAUGACUAUGGACUAUUUGCAAUCAAUUAGACUGUAUGGAAGACUACCGAUCUUCACCCCUGUCAGCGACAAAUUGGCAGCACUCUACAAGCUAAAGGCUUCGCCAAAUACCAAGGACGAGAGCGUAUCAUUCCUGUCCGCAUAUCUCAAAGUCAUCACAUCCAGCAUGACCAGCUUAGAGGCUGGUCUCAAGUCAGUGACCGACGAAUCUAUCUUGAUGAAAGAAGAUAUUGAACUGGAUUGGCUGGGAACCUUACUCACCGAAAUCAUCCAUUCUCAAUCUGUGGUAUUCCAACUGGUGGAUAGCCUUGGCAAUGACUUCCCGCCCUCCAGUGUUAUCAAUCAGUGGUUUUCAUUGAUGGACUUGUACAAUUUCUUUGAUACCCUUCAACCUAUAAAUCAAACGAUCGGCGAAUUGGUUCUGCCACUGAAGACAAUUGCUGUUGCCGUCUCUAUCAGCCUUCUUAAACCCGCCCGAUCCUUGACAUUUUUAGCCGAGAGAGAAGAGGACCCGACGCCGUCCGAUGAUAUGUACGAUUCGUACUUGAUAUUGUCAGACAUCUUGGAGCAGGUACAUAAAAGUGUUCUCAAUGCGGCCGGGAUGGAUUGCGAAAGCGCUACUCCUGUCAUCUUUGCUUGGACCCUUAUUCUCCAUCGUAUGAACGUGUCAUACCAGAACCGGACCGAGAAAAGGGAUAAUUUGCUGCAACAGAAUGCACGCGAGACUUUCGAAUCCGGUGGUGUCGUGCGGCCCAUGGUCAGACGUAACUCCGCCGGUAGUAUAUUUUCCAUUGAGUCUUCCAAGUUCGAUGGCUUUCUUGAGAAUACGACAACAGCUAAAGAUCUACAAGUUGUAGAACAACUGGCCUCGGGCGCUACGGCACAUGGAAAGGUUUUCGAAAUCAUAUCAAACAUGGCAAACUGCCUCGGCCCCUCGCCUGGAGGUAGCAUGACACCUUUGCUCAGUUCUCGCAUGCGAAAUGCAUUCCUUGAACUUCUGAAGGUGUCGUAUCCCAUUGUUGGAUACCAGUCGGAGCCGGUCAGCGCUCUGCUUUCUCUACUCUCUCCUGGACGGGAAUACUGGCAAUUGUUGCCAGAUCAAGAUCUUGACGUUGGCCAAGAUGUCAUGACAAGCAUGCUCCAAGACGACUAUACCAUGGAAUUCUACUUCCAGCAAGCUCUUGACCGGUAUCCAUAUGAAUUCGUGCCUUUCAUCAGCAUGUGCAGGGCACUUUGCACUGCGUCUAGCGAUUCAAGUGACAAGGACCGCUCUGACUUUAUUCUGUCUCUAUUGAGGAAAACGCCAACCAUCAGUUUUACUCUCCCGGAUGCUUUCCAGUCAUACGAACUGGUCCAGGAGGACGAAAACACCAAUUCUUUUUGUCUGUUAGAAGAGUUACCACUGAUAUCGCUGUCGUCUUCAUGGAGCAGACGAUAUAUUGAGGACGAUGCCUACAGGCUCCCGGUUGGGAGCUAUGGGCGAUUUAUUACCGAUACUGGCAGAGUGGUGCUCAUGGACUACAGUCACUCGUCACUCUCACUUCUUGGACGACAAUUGGAAAUCAACCUGAUGAAAGAGGGAUAUCGCUGUGAGUUGGGGAUGUUGCAGCCUGAUGAGAUUGCCGAGGUUAUAUCCCUAUUUGCAACUCUCCUCCGCAUGGAAUAUCUUCAUACUGGAACAGCUUCUAGCACCGCUCUCGUGCAUAGCGAAAGUGACCUCCUGGCUGAGAUUAGCAAACAUAUCAGUGGCGGUAAAGACAUCGUGGCGGUCGUUUGCGAAACCAUGGAUUAUUACAUGCAGGAUGAACUCGCUGUGAGCGAAGAAGCCGCGAUAAAUGUAUUGACGGCAUGUGUGAAGUUUUUGCAUGCUAUCCUACCAUGCCGGCCAAGCCGAGUCUGGUCUUACUUGGCUAGAGGCGAGCUGCUCGACUCCGACUCUAGAGCAGGAAAAUUGUCCAAAAUCACUGGUAACCUGGAUUUGGUUUCAGAGAGAUUUGAAUUUCUAAAUUCUUCACUCCUCUUAUUCUCUGGGCUGAUUGAUACGGCAAUGACCUCAGCUGUUCAGCGUCGUGCUGGAAACAAAAUGGCCUCGAGGCAAAAGACGGAUCUAAAUCCCUGGCUGGGAACUGCUGACAAAGUGCUGACCAAGGUGAGUCUGUCCGUUGCGCAUGCAUCAGUAGAUGCUUUUGAAAGCACAUCUACUUGGAGGUUCGACAACGCAAUAAGCCGCACACUGUUACUAGACAGUGUCGUGCCUGUCCUGAAUAAGCUGGUUACAUAUAGCUACAGCAUGGGAGAAUCACCGACAUCCGACAGUCUGACUGCCUGCCUACGGCCGGCUGCCUCGUAUGUCAUCGAUUGUUUCAUGACUCCAGCAAGCGGAACACUUCGAUUCCAGCCAAUUCUUUCAUCGUUGGUCGAUGCCUUCAGAAUGCCCGAGGCCACGUUAUAUUCAACGCGAAAUACUAUUGCUCGACGCCAAGCCAAUUCUAUUUUACACUUCUCCACAACUCUCCUGAGGGCAGCUAAUUAUCUUGAGAGGUCCUCCACGAUGAUCGAAACCUACCUUUUUAAGAGCUCCACACUCCUGGCCCGACUUUGUGCAGUCUCUGAUGUCUUUCGAGCAGGGGCUAUUGGCCUCCUCGAGUCCCUCGUCGUUAACGCCGCGUCCGCUGCUUCUGAGCCGCCAUCUCUUCUUGGGUAUCUGGGGCCUCAGAUUUCCAAAUCUUUUCUUCAGGUCUUAGCGCACCUCGGACGGCCGUUCAAUCUUACUCUGGAGGUCGGCACUAUUUGGAGAUUUUUCUCAUCCAUCCUUCGUAAUAGACAGCAGUGGAUGUCAAACUGCCUUCUCACAGGACAGACGCCGAGAGAGGCUAUGAAACAGGAGACCAAGAAAGGCGAUCUCUCAUCCGAUUCGGUAUUUGCAACUGCCCUUGGAAGGUUGAAGAAGCUGAAGGAACUCGAGUCAGAGGAGGCUCUCGCCAUUUUAGAUUUCGUCGCCUCCGCGCAAAAUUAUUGGCCGUGGACGGUUUUCAGCCUCCUCAAAGACACCACCUAUACCGAUGGUCUCAGGGCAUAUGUGCGAGACCUGAGGCCGUCUCAUCUAACAGUUAAGUCUGAUGCUCUUCAGACAGCCGUCGAUGCUAGAGUGGCAGCAUACGUCGCUGAGACCUUGGCCAUGCAACUUUAUCAUUUACGGCAUCAAGGCGCCCCUGAUACUCUUGCAAAGAGUCUGGUUGCUGACAUGGACUAUUACAUUCGAGAUGGUGUGGAAGUGUCUGGCUACAAUAAGUCCCUGCACAACAACUUUGCCAAGAACUUUGCCAACAAGUACUCUGGUUGUUCGCUGGACAACUUCAAAAGGACCGUCCUUGAGCCUCGUGAAUUAGGCAAGAAUUACUAUUACGACUUAGAUCGUGCCACUGACAUGUUAAGCUUUGAUCCUGGGUGGCUAGGGCGAAAAGACAACGGAUUCAAGAAUGAAAUGGAGCUAGCAAACGCGAAUCUGUCACUAGUUGACGCUCAAAUAGCUCUAUUCCAUGCUUGGGAGUUCUUAUUGGUAGAGUUGAGUACCAGCCUACCAAACGACAAGACGGUAGCGAAACAGAUGCUGCAAGUCGCCCAACAAUGUUUGAAUGCGAAUCAAGGUGCGCCUGGACCUGAAAGCAUCUUUGUCAAGCUCAUCGAUGCCAGGGCAAGCUUGGCACUGGUCUUGGUCCAACGACUUGCCAAGUUAUCCGUCCCGGUCCAGGAUGUCAAUCAGCUUCUAGGUACUCUCACAGGCACUAUCCAUGGUGUUGAAGAGCCGUUUGCCAAGGAGUCGAUUGCCUACUACCGUACGCUGUUGAAAGCCCUAUUUGUCACUCUGCGCUCAUACCAUCUUUCCGAUACCAAGGGACUGUCCGAGUCUUCUGUCAACCUGGGUAGUUCAACUGUCACAGUCACGCAAACGGUACUUAAUUUGUUGGACCACAUUGUCGGCAAAGGGUUCAGGUCACUUGUCAGCCUCAUCCAUGACAACGAUUCGGACAUGUCCCCCGAGGACCUUGGCUUGUUGACCGCAAUUCUUCAAGCCUGCUUAAGUAUGCCCAACAUGGACCAAUCACAGACGCAGAUCCUCAACAUUAUGGCAGCACACGAUGUGGUCAAUGCUGCUACGUCAUUAUUUUCCUGGGCAGAUAAACUGGCACAUCAGGGCGACCCAGUAUAUGGCGAGCUGAGCAUAUUGUUCUUGCUUGAGCUGUCCACUCUGCCUCUUUUGGCAGAACAACUAGCCUGCGACGGUAUUCUUGGCAGUCUCCUCUCCGCCAACCUGUCAAAGUACAUGCUCAGAUCUACAAUCUCGCCCUAUGCAGACGCACCCUUCGCCCAGCGAUGCUAUGCUAUAUGGGCGAAGGGCUUCCUUCCUUUAAUGCUAAACAUGCUAGCAUCGCUUGGCUCUACACUUGCUCCCGAAAUCACAUAUGUGCUGAACCAAUUCUCGCAUCUGCUCGAGGCUAGCGUGGACCGAUUCGAGGCACCGGGAGCCUCUCGAACAAAAUCGAAGUCUACGCCACAAUAUCUCACGUUGCUGGCGACAUCCGAGAUUCACUCUCUGGCGCUCCUCACAAGAGUCUUGUCUGCCCUACGAGCUAAUAAUAACCGGGAUAUCCCUGCAGUCGAAUGGGAUGCGGCUGGUCUCUUGGAAAAUGUUGAAUUCUGGCUCUCAAGCAAGCGAUUACUUAAAGAACGACUCCUUCCUUUGGGAUCUCGCGAAACCGAAUGGAAGAAUAUUCGGAAGGAAGCAGGAAUUGCUGGCGGCAGCGAAAGCCUCUUGGAGGAAAAGAUUGUUUCGCAGCUCGAGACUGUGCGUGACGUCUUGAGCGAGGAGUUGGAGAGCUAG
Messenger RNA from Metarhizium brunneum ARSEF 3297, 5481 nucleotides. RefSeq names its product Nucleoporin NUP188 (gene NUP188). Gene Ontology annotation, cellular component: nuclear pore inner ring. The record is from RefSeq and is a predicted model, not a curated record. Lineage: Eukaryota; Fungi; Ascomycota; Sordariomycetes; Hypocreales; Clavicipitaceae. Gene Ontology annotation, molecular function: structural constituent of nuclear pore. Gene Ontology annotation, biological process: RNA export from nucleus; protein import into nucleus.